UUUUGGACCAUCAAAGAAUCCCAAGCAAAGAAAAAAAAAAACCAUAAAGAAAACCAUACAAAAAUGCCCGAAACAAUGAAAGCAGUCGACGUCCGCGGCGGCGCCGGUCCCGCAUCCGCCCUGUUCAUCAACGCCGAGACGGCCCGGCCGACCCCGGGCGCGGGGCAAGUCCUGGUCAAAGUAUCAGCGUUUGGGCUGAACCGGAUGGACCUCCUGCAGCGCGAGGGCAAGUACCCGCUGCCUCCGCAGGCGCCCAAGACGCUCGGGGUCGAGUUCAGCGGCGUGAUAGAAGCCCUGGGCGACUUCUCCUCUGCUUCGUCCAGCGACGCCGACGGCACGCCCUUCCAGGUGGGCGACGCCGUCUUCGGCCUGGCCUACGGCGGCGCCUACGCCGAGUACAUCGCCGUGAGCGCCCGCAUGCUGCUGCACAAGCCCGCGUGCCUGACGCACGAGCAGGCCGCCGGCAUCCCCGAGACCUUCAUCACGGCGACGCAGGCCCUGCACGUCGUCGGCAGGUUCGCCAAGGGCGACAGGGUGCUGUGGCACGCCGGCGCGUCGGGCGUGUCCAUCGCCGGGGCGCAGCUUGCGCGGAGGGCCGGCGCCGGAGCCGUCUUCAGCACGGCCGGGUCCGACGACAAGUGUGCCUUCCUGCGGGAGGAGCUGGGCGUCGACGGCGCCUUCAACUACAAGACGCAGGACUGGGUCGACGAGGUGCGCCGCGCCACGGGCGGCCGGGGAGUCGACCUUAUUGUGGACUUUGUCGGCCCCGACUACUUUGCCAAGAACAUGGACGUGGCCGCGCAGGAGGGGAGGAUCGUGUGUCUGGGUCUGCUCAGCGGCACCGUCGUCAAGGAGGUCAACGUCGCCCAGCUGCUGUACAAGCGGCUCCGCAUCGAGGGGAGCACCCUCCGGGCCCGCGAUGAGGAGUACCAAGGGAUGCUGCGCGACAAAUUGGAGGAGUGUCUGCCGCAGUUUGAGACUGGUGAGCUCAAGGUGUUUGUGGACAAGGUGUUCCCGUGGGAGCAGAUCCAGGAAGCACACGAGCUGCUGGAAAAGAAUGUGACCAGGGGUAAAAUAAUCUGUACUAUUUCUUAA
Pyricularia grisea is the source of this 1095-nucleotide messenger RNA. RefSeq lists its product as uncharacterized. NCBI's taxonomy places the organism in Eukaryota, Fungi, Ascomycota, Sordariomycetes, Magnaporthales, Pyriculariaceae. The transcript has 2 exons. The record is from RefSeq and is a predicted model, not a curated record. Bases 64 to 1095 code for a protein of 343 amino acids. Gene Ontology annotation, molecular function: oxidoreductase activity.